UAACGCGUCUCUUCCCCAAUCACCGCAACCCUCGACCUCAAACCCUUUGUUGACGUGCCGAUGCAAUCCUCGAUCGAUGUCUUCGCUCCACGCGCCUUUCUCUCUCGUUCCCGCGCUCUCCUCUCCUCGCCGCUUCCUCAAUGAAUUCCUGCUCUACGAUUCUUCUUUGGUAGACAAGUAUCCUUCCACUGCCAACUUCCGUCGAGGUAAGUCUGUUCAUCUCAAGGCACUAUUUUGCUUGCGAAGGAUGACCUUAAGGAGCGCGGUAGAGCCGAAAUUUCUCGACUUUAGGAGGCAUAGAGGAUUAUGCACACAGACCGAAGUAGAUUUGCUCAGUUCCGUCGUGGAAGUUGGUGGCAUGGAAGAAAAAGGCGGAAUUUGUGAUUUUGCUACGGAAGAAAGCGGAGUGAUUAAAUUCGAGAAGAAUGAUAAUCGUUUUGGUAUCGUCGGAGAAGAAUUUGAGCUCAUCGAAGAGGAAGCUUUCAGUAUGAUUGUGGAAGCUGGCGAUGACAAAGCGAAGGACAAAGAACAGGAUGCCAAUGUUAACUAUGCAAAAGAAGAAAGUCAAUUCUGCCUCAAAAAAGUUGGCAGCUUGGAUGCUGUAUGCCUGGUCAAGAUAUUUGUCAAGCUGCCUCUCGAAGAACGUGUGAAAAUUCUUGAUCUGUUCGAAUCUGAUGAAAGAAAUUUGACAAUUUCUGAUUACAAUGACAUUCUAAAAGCUCUGAUCAAAGCUGGUGAGUAUGAGCAUGCUGUUAACUUCUUCUCCAAACUUCCAUGUGAAGGGAUAGCACCAGACUUCGGGACCUAUUCGAUCAUGGUACAUUGCUUCUGCAAGAAGAAUGAACCCGACAAGGCAAUGCAAACUUUAGAAGACAUACUUGAAAGAGGGUAUCAUCCAAACCAUGGCACAUUCUCGUGUUUGAUCAAUUGUUUGAGCAAGAGGGGGAGAAUGAAAAAGGCCUUUAAAGUGUUCGAGAUAAUGCUCCAAACAGGUUAUGAACCAUCUAUCCGCGAGUACAAUAGUCUGAUCAGAGGUUUGUGCUAUGUUGGUAGGUUAGAGGAGGCAUUUGAACUCUUGAAGAAGAUCAAGAGUUCUUCCACACAACCUGGCAUAUACACAUACACGCUGCUCAUAGAUGGCUUUUGCAUGGUUGGAAGAUGUGAUGAUGCAAUGGAAUUGCUCAAGGAAGCAGAAGAGAUUGGUCUAAUGCCAGAUAUCGUCACUUAUAACAGUGUUCUCAAUGGAUAUUGCAAAGCAGGCAGGCCCUUGGAAGGGCAUCGUCUCUUGAAAAAAAUGCAAAGAGGAGAUUGCCAACCAGAUUUUAUUAGUUACACUAUCAUUUUACAGGGCAUGUUGCGACAGGGCGAGGUUUCUGCAGCUUGGAGAAUUUAUAAGGAAAUGAGGGAUGCUGGUUUUGUGGUGGACGAGCGUUGCAUGAACACACUCCUCAGAGGCAUUUGCAGGCAACCUGUGAUCGAUGACAAGGUGCUAAAAGAUGCUAAUGAACUGUUCGAGUUAAUAAAGGAAGUUGGUCAUGGUCUGUCACCUUACACAUAUUGCUUGAUGGUCCAAGCUCUUGCUAGAGGAGGAGAAGUUGAUAAAGCUUUGUUCCACCUACAUGAGAUAGCGAGGAAUGGUUAUUCUCCUAGAAUGAUGACAUUCAAUGUCAUUCUUCGCAUUCUAUGUGAACAAGGGAGAUGUGAUGAUGCCAUAAGUGUUUUGGUUCUUAUGAUUGAUGGAGAUAGAAUUCCCAGUAAAUUUUCAUUUAGCAUACUGCUCAGUGCGUUAUGUGGACUGGGGCGAGUUCUGGAGGCCUUUGGAGUUUAUGCAGCUGCGGUUAAAAGGAGUGUAGUUCCGCAUUGGAAACCACCUAAAGGUCUUAACAUGGAGAGAGUGUUUCAGUAAUCUCAACUUGAAAAACCUAACUGCAAUGCUCAGAACAUGGGCCAUUUGAUCGACCAUCCUUGAUGAUCCAUCGAUCCAUGAGGCCAAGCAAAGUGUUUUUUUUUCUUCCCUCCAGCCGGUGGAAGUUGAGUUGCUCCCUGUUGGAGCUAGAAUUUUGUUGGGAGGAGAAGAUCAAGAUGUGAUGAAAGGCAAAUGCCACUGUAAUUAGAACAGCUUGUUUAAGGCAAGAGGAGAACGAAGUUCAGUUUCAAAAGCUUCUCUGGUUCUUUUGUCUACAGAUAUCCACCACUAAUCUGUUUGCAAGUGUCAGCAAGUUAGAUUU
Molecule: messenger RNA, 2228 nt
Organism: Zingiber officinale
Lineage: Eukaryota; Viridiplantae; Streptophyta; Magnoliopsida; Zingiberales; Zingiberaceae
Product: pentatricopeptide repeat-containing protein At1g62680, mitochondrial-like
Exons: 1
Coding region: 77-1906 (609 amino acids)
Molecular function (GO): protein binding
Source: RefSeq, a predicted model, not a curated record